UAAAAAAAAUGUUCUGUGGACUCUGUGGUGGUGAUGGUGACAGCGAGUGAUGGAUUCAGAUGGAUUCUAUUGCAUUUUGAUGAAUUGAGUAUUUACACUUUUUAGGUACUUGAAAACUGGAGUUUCAUAACUGUGUUCUAGUUGUGAGCUUUAUUUCUGGUUAUUGCGGCCGUGUUAUAAACAAAAAAAAAUGGGCCCGAUUGUUUUCGUAUUGUUAUUAAACUUUGUUUUCGGCUCUUUCCAUUUGUGUAAUGGGGAGGAAGUUAAGAAGGUUCGCAACAAAUUGCCGACGGUGGGAAUAUCAGUGCUUGUCCGAAAUAAAGCCCAUACUUUGCCAUACUUUUUAAGUUGUAUAAAUAACUUAGAUUAUCCUAAGAAGCGUUUAUACUUGUGGAUUUAUAGUGACUUCAAUGAAGACAAAAGUAUAGAGAUAAUACAAAAAUGGGCUGACAAGUAUUCAUCUCAGUACAACGGCGUAUAUAUCACAACAAACAGUUCGAGAGUCAGACACACUGAUGAAAAGAGUUCGGUUCAAUGGAGUCCCGAGCAUUUCAAGCAUGUUAUAAGGUUGAGAGAAGAAGCCCUGCAAUUUGCUAGGAAAAUGUGGGCAGAUUAUAUGUUUAUGAUCGAUGCUGAUGUGUUCCUAACAAAUCCUUCAACUCUCAAAGAACUUGUGAAGAAAGAUCUUCCCAUAGCCGCUCCCAUGCUUGUAUCAGAUGGAUUGUAUUCAAACUUUUGGUGUGGUAUGACAGAUAAUUACUAUUACCAGAGAACAGAUGACUAUAAGCCUAUUCAGAGGAUGGAAAAGCAAGGCUGUUUCGAGGUUCCGAUGGUGCAUACAGCUGUGCUAGUGUCUCUUAGAACCGCUGUUUCUGAUCGGCUCACAUAUAGCCCGGAUAAAAUACCUUAUUAUGAUGGACCUCAAGAUGAUAUUAUAGCCUUUGCAGUGAAUGCUAAAAAAUUUGAGGUAUCCCUGCACAUUUGCAACGAUGACUUGUACGGGUUCGCUCCAGUGCCAUUAGAAGACAACCGUGAACUAAAGGAUGAUUACGAACAGUUAUUGAACAUCAAAACCGAGGCUAUAGGUCGCGGUAGUCCCUUACCUUUAGACCAACAUCUACAGGAGUAUGUGAAGUACCCCAAGCCUUGGAAGUUUGGCUGCAGUCAGAUCUAUAUGAUAAACCUGGAAAGACGGGCCGAGAGGAGAGAACUUAUGGAGAUGAAUUUCAAGGAGUUAGGAAUGGAUGUUAAGCAUUUCAAAGCUGUUGAUGGAAGAGACUUGGAUAUGAACAACCUAAAGCAGUUAUCUAUUACUUUGAUGCCAAACUAUGAAGAUCCUUAUCAUAAAAGACCAAUGAAGGCGGGGGAAGUGGGCUGCUUUCUGAGUCAUUACUAUAUUUGGAAAGAGAUAGUUGAGAAAAAGUACGCGAUCACGCUGGUGUUAGAGGACGACAUCCACUUCGUGCCGUACUUCCGAGACCGGUUCCUGAGGCUCAUGCGGGAGAUGGAACAGCUAGACUGGGACUUAGUCUACAUCGGGCGUAAAAUACUUCUAGACGACGAGGAACAAUACGCGACUCAGCAUAUGACCAAGCCUCUCUACUCUUACUGGACUCUGGGCUACUUGUUGAGCGAGAAGGGAGCUCGGAAACUUCUAGAAGCACGACCGCUGGACCGCAUGCUGCCAGUCGAUGAGUUCCUGCCCAUCAUGUUCAACCAGCAUCCCAAUGAUACAUGGAAGGCCCAUUUCCAGAACCGCAACUUGGAGGCUUACUCAGCAGCACCACUGUUGGUUCAUCCCACGCACUACACUGGACAAGAAGGUUAUAUAAGCGAUACUGAAGAUUCGGACCUCGUUACUGAAAACUUUAAGAAUGAACUCUGAAUGUUAGUAAUCUUGCAAUAAUAUUAUUGUAAUACAACAAAAUAUAUUGAAAGGUUUAAUGGCAUUAAUGGCCAGUUUGUUUGAAGAAAAACUAAAGUUGGCGUGUUAAGCAUCCUGUUAAGUCUAUUACAAUACUUUUUGGGGUUUCGCGAAAAGGUCUAUAUCAUUUAUCGGUCUCGUAAACUAUCUGUAUACCCAAAUAAAAAGUUUCGUAGUCUUGGUGUAAAAACCGGACAUACAGAACAGAACAUUUAUAAUAUUAGUAAGGAUUUCUACUGAUUUCAGUCUGGUAUGUAGAACGAAUAGGUUUAAAAAACAUAGAAUGUAUAAGUACGCGAAAGUUGUCGAAUUCAGGCCUAAAACAAUAUAUUUUGUUGUAUUAAAACAAGCGACAAUGCGACUGUUGUAUGUGAUUGAGUAUGUCGGUUAUAGAUCUAAGCGUAAUUUGAAAUGUGUACCAAAGUUAGACUCGCGUUUGAAGCUGGAACUUUUUAACCUUUUCACCGCCACGCCUUAUCGGUAUUCCUAUGCCCUGUACGCCAAGCCCGAAAAUCUUAAUUAAAUAUCUACUAAAAAAUACAUAAAAGUAAUGAUUUAAUAGGUUUAUUUUGUAUUUUUCUGCGACCUGUUUUUUGUCGAGUAUAGCCGUCGUUGGCGCACAGGGCACGCUUGCUCAUGUCGGCUAUAGCCGACAUUGGCGUUCAAAAGGUUAAAGACAUUAUUUGUACACCCAUGCUGUACUUUCUAUAUACAUAGGUAUAUAUAAGUUCCGAAUAUUAUUUUAAUUUGGAUGUCUGCUAUAUAAUACGUUUGGGACUAUAUACCGAUUCCAGGCGAAAAUGCGGGUCAAAAUAUUCCUAUUAAUUUUUUAUUGCCUAGCAAUGUUUAUCUUAGUUCCUAUGAGUUAUGUAGGCCGAUAUCGUUUCAUAUUGUAUUGUUUAGUUUGUAAAUCAAAAGUCAUUUCUGUGCCAUUUACAGAAAAAAAAGUACAAGAUGACAUUAUAAAAAUCUUGCCGUCAUUGUCUUCUCCAUAUUAUAUUUUGGGCAUGUUAGUGUUUAGGUAAUUGUAAGUAAUUUUGUUCAACAAGUUAGUAUUUUAAUAUUUUAAACAAAGGGUUCUAUUUAAUGGCAAUGUGUUUUUAAAAUUAAUAUCAGAUCCGUGACCUACAUUCUGUAAAACAAUAUCUUCAUAAUAAUACCUACGAUAGGAGCUACGCCAUUUUCUAUAAUAAGUUGAACUAAUCAACAAAAAAUGUUAUAAGUAUAGCAUCUAUAUAGCUAAUUUUAUUAUAGGUUACACAAUACCUAACCAAAUAGUUUUCAAGUUGUCGAUAAAUGAGCAUGAUAGGGACCUACAUUGCACUUAAACAAUUUCUGUUAUGUUUAUAAACAUUAAAUACAUUCUUAUAUUUGCUUGCGGAUAACCCGAAAUGUAAAAGCAGCGUUCCCUCUACUUUCACGCGGUAAUCGCAUGUUGUUCUCGUGUGGCAUGCAUACGUCAGAUAGUAUCGUCCGGCGUCGGCGUCGACGGACAUACAUUAAUGUGGAAAGUGCGUCCGUCACGGCUCCUAUCUCGCGAAUCGCGACUAUUAGCUCAUCUAUAACAUAGCUGCCAGAUGUCAACGAACACGCAUACUUAUUUGUCACGCACGCUUAAGUAAGAUUCAGACCGAUCGGGUAUGCCGCAUCCCAUUUUAAAUUCGUAAUUAAAAUUCGAACUAUAUACUUACAAACUUAAAAUUACCUUUUGAUACUAAAAUUGUACAAACUAAAAGAAAAACAUAUGUUCAUGUACCUACAUAAAUUCACAUUUGGAUACAAUUAGCCCCUCCGAACGACUCCUAUUGUCGGCUAAAAAACGAUCCGACGCGGUCAGUCAUUCUGUCUGAAACUUCCUUUAAACACAUCUAUAAUUCACUGUACCAGCUCUUCUUGAGUAAUUGACGAUGAUGUACGUCAAUAAUACUUAGUAUAAUUAUACUUGGCUAUGAGUUUCGACUGAAGCUAUUUUAUGACAUGAACGGCAGAGAAUUUUUUCUUUUGUUCUGCUAGAUUUAGAAUUUUAUGAUGUGAGCGACGUCCAUUUGUGCCAAACUCGUGUAGUAGGGCCGUGUAAUACUUGGGAAGUAUGAGUGAUGCGAAGGGCUGCGGGUUUCGAACUAAAACACAAUAAGUUUUUAAUGCGAUACACUAAAACAUAACGUUCAAUUCGAUAAAAAGGAUGUAAUGGUAAAGAGCUUCCCUUAAUAACCUUACCUGUUGUGGUUGGUCUUAUUUUAUACUAAAAUAUUCAUUGUGCAUUGAAAGUUAUUUACAUUAUGACCUCCUCUGUACUAAUGGGAUACGUACCUAUAUGUUUAUACUAUGAUGAAUCUCAUGUAAUUUAGCGACUGCUGAGCGAUUUACAAGUCAUUGUUAGCCUUACAUUUUUGGCUCGCAUCUACGUGCCAUUCGAAGUGGACAGCACCAUAUAUAACACUGUAUCGCCUUGUAUAGAUGUGCCCCGCAGUUUCACUCGCCCUUGGCCCGAUUCAUCGGCGCUUGUCUCACUUCUCCUUAUAGCUUAGCGUUCAUUUGGUUUAUACUAUAUCACUUUUGAGCCCAUUAGUGACAUAUUUUUGUAUCCGAUAGAUAUAUGUAUUAAGCUUCCCACAUAUUUGUGUAGUUGUAUUUCGUGUGUAUUGUAUUUGAAAGAAAACAUUCUUCGUAUAUUAUGGAUUCUUGAAGAUCACAGAGAAAGGCCACUAUUAUGUCAAUCACUAUUAUGUCGGUCACUAUUAUGUCAAUUUUUGGAUAACAAAGAUUAAGUGAUUAUUUCUGUGUAAUAACAGUAACACGCAUUUAUUAGAUAGCAGUUUUAUAAGUAUUGGUACAUUGUGUUAGGCUUAUUUGGAUUCCAUGAUUAUUAUAGCUAUGGUUUGCUUAUGAUUUUGAUAGUGCAAAGUUAACUCAUGUAUUAACCUAUGUAAGAACACAGCUCCCGGACCCGACGGACUUCCUGGUCGAGCUCUCGUCCUGGCCCUGAAGGAGCUGGAACCCCAGCUGGGGGGGGCUCUUCACGGCAUGUCUCGUGCAGGGUCAGUUUCCCAAUGUGUGGAAGGAGGGGAGGCUGGUGCUGCUCAGGAAGGAGGGGCGCCCCGCGGACUCGCUGUCCGCGUAUCGGCCCAUAGUGCUGCUCGACGAGGCGGGAAAACUCUUUGAGCGCAUCAUAGCAGAUCGCCUCGUCAGCCACUUGUGCAGAGAGGUUCUGGACGACAACCAAUUCGGUUUUCGUCUUGGGCGCUCCACCAUAGACGCCAUCAUGCGCGUGAGGGUCCUGACGAAGGAGACGGUGUCCCGGGGUGGGGUGGUGCUGGCAGGCCGCAGGUGGUGAACCGCAUCCGGCGCCUGGGCCGCGAGGUGGACCUAAACAAGUCGGAGGCCAUCGUGAUUCAUGGUCUCCGACGUGCGCCGCCGCCGGAAUCACACAUCUUGGUCAGCGGGGCCUGGAUGCCUGUCGGGCCCACCAUGAAGUACCUGGGCUGCUCGACAGCCGAUGAGAAUUCGAGCCCGUCGACCUAGAGGCGAAAGUACUCGCGUCAUUAUAUCGAUGGCGCAACCAAGAGCGGCCACGGGACUCGAGGCCGGUGCAGCGGCAGAUCGUGCUGCGCCGAGAGCUCCGUCGGGUCCUUCCCCCCCUCCCCCGAAUGUACCUCUAUAAGUGUAUCUCCAUAAAAUAAGUCUAGAUAGAGUUUUGUUUAAACAAAAUAAAUAAUUGUAAGUUCUUUUAAAAAAUUAAUAUAUUUUUUUGAACGUGCCAUAUAAUCUUUAUAGUUAAUAUUUUUUGAAAAUAAAUGGCUAUAAUCAAAA
Helicoverpa armigera (cotton bollworm) is the source of this 5734-nucleotide messenger RNA. It is a transcript of the gene Cap-d3, whose product is annotated as glycosyltransferase 25 family member. The record is from RefSeq and is a predicted model, not a curated record. Bases 191 to 1885 code for a protein of 564 amino acids. Gene Ontology annotation, molecular function: procollagen galactosyltransferase activity. Lineage: Eukaryota; Metazoa; Arthropoda; Insecta; Lepidoptera; Noctuidae. The transcript has 10 exons.